ACGCCUACGUGAAGCUGUCGCUCGUGCACGACGAGAAGGUCGUCAAGACGAAGCGGACGAGCGUGCAGCGCGCCACCAUCGACCCCGUCUUCAACGAGACGCUUAACUUCAACGUGAUGCCGCCGGCGCUGCCCGACGUCAGUCUCGUCGUCUCGAUCGCCGACCGCACGAGCGACGCACUCAUCGGACGCAUCGUGCUCGGCAAGCACGCUACGGGGCCGCCCGAGAUGACGCACUGGGGUCGCAUGCUGCACUCGUACCGCACGUCGGUCGCGCAGUGGCACUCGCUGCGCACCAAGGACGAGUGCGAUCGCCUGAGCGCCGCCUCGUUGGCCGUCAGCCGCCCAUAAAGCUCAGCGUGCGAGGUCAGCCAGUAAAGGGUCAACCUAUAAGGGUCAACCUGUAGCGUAAGCUUGUAAGGGUCAACUUGUAAGGUCAACCUGUAAGGGUCAACCUGUAAAGAUCAACCUGUAAGGUUUACAUGGAAGGGUCAGUCUGCAGGGUCAACUUGUAACGUCACCUUGUAAGGGUAAACCUGUAAGGUAAGCCUGAAAAGUUAACCCGUAAGGGCCAGUCUGUAGGGUCAACCCAUAAUGUCAGCUUGUGACAGCCAGCCUGUAAGGUAAAGCUGUAAAGUUAACCUGUAAGGGUCAGUCUGUCAACAUAUACUAUCAGCGUGUAAGGGUCAACCUCAAUUUGUAAGGUCAACAUGAAAGAGUACGAAAGUGUCAGUGAGUAAGGGUCAGUCUGUAAGGUCAUCCUGCAAGAUAAACUUGCAAGGGUUAGUCUGUAAGGAUCACUCUGUAAUGUUAGCUUGUAAUUAAGGCCUGGCCUGUAAAGUUACGCUGUAAGGGUGAGUUUGUAAUUGUCAACCGCAUGUGCGUUGGGUGACAUUCUCCUUGCGAGCUAGAGAAAGCGAUACAGAAAAAAGGGAGGAGCGAGUGAGCGAGAGAGAGAGAGAGAGAGAGAGAGAGAG
Priapulus caudatus is the source of this 976-nucleotide messenger RNA. RefSeq names its product synaptotagmin-17-like. The transcript has a single exon. Gene Ontology annotation, biological process: regulation of calcium ion-dependent exocytosis; cellular response to calcium ion; calcium-ion regulated exocytosis. The record is from RefSeq and is a predicted model, not a curated record. Gene Ontology annotation, molecular function: phosphatidylserine binding; calcium-dependent phospholipid binding; syntaxin binding. NCBI's taxonomy places the organism in Eukaryota, Metazoa, Priapulida, Priapulimorpha, Priapulimorphida, Priapulidae. The annotation marks the transcript as partial.